AUGAGCAAGUCUCAUACUGGAGACAAAUCUACUGAGGCGGAGUUCUUUAACGAGAAACGUUUUAGGGAAAAUUGUAUUCACAAGCAGGUUGCAUCACUCUUACACGGUCUUCAAGAAUGUCGUCAAAAAGGCCUUUACACAGAUGUGAUUUUGUGUGCAUCGGAGGAAGAGUUCCCCUGCCACAAAGUGGUACUUGCCGCCAGUUCCCGUUAUUUUAAUGCCAUGUUUCUAACUCCAUUUUCGGAACAACAGACGUCCCGAGUAAAUCUGAAACAGGUUUCUCCUUGGGUACUGCGGCACCUAAUUGAUUUCGCCUACACCGGGCGCCUAUCGCUUAGCACUACUGUUGUUCAGGACAUCUUCAUUGGAGCCAACUUUCUUGACUAUCCUUUGGCUGUAGAAGCCUGUAUUGACUUCAUGAAGAACCAUCUUCACGUCUCUAACUGCCUCGGAGUCCAAUUACUUGCAGAAAUAUAUGAGUUCCCCGAUUUGGCCAAGAGUGCUCGCAUUAUGGCUACGGAAAAUUUCUCUACUUUGGUAAAUCCCGAGGAAUCUGCGAUGGGCGAGUGGCUGCAGCUUCCAUUGAAAAGUGUGGAAUCCUACCUCUCCGCGGACGAUCUCGAGGUGCGCUCUGAGCAGGUGGUCCUGGAGGCUUGUCUGGCCUGGGUCGCUUACGAUCCUGAAAAACGCAUUUCUCACCUUCCUAGCCUCCUUCGUCUCGUUCGGAUUUACCAGCUUUCUCCCAGCCUCCUCCGUACCUACAUUACCUCUUCUUCCAGCAUCAUUCACGAGUCUCCCGCUGCUCUCUUGUACAUUGAACAAGUAAUCAACAGGAUGGAGGGCAAAUGUGAUCAUUCUGCUUCUAUUACUAACGGCAACACUAGCGCCAUUGCUGCCGCAUCCCUUCUACCUCGUCCUUCCACGCUAAAGCGUCCCACUCUCGUUGUGGUUGGCGGAAUCAACUCCACGUACAUCUUGGAUUCUGUGGACGCCUUCUCUUUCGUUCGUGGACGGUGUCUUCCAUGCCCGCCGAUGCCUAUCAGCAAUUUGACCUGGUUUUCUGCUGCAGUAGCUGACAAUACCCUCGUCAUUACUGGCGGCAUUCAUGCUGGCGAAAUAGUCUCUACAGUUUAUCGAUUCAGCGUUGAAGAGAAUACUUGGAACCGGGGUCGAAGCAUGCCCAUCGCGCGGGCUCGUCAUGCCUCAGUGGCUGUACGCGGCGGCCAUGUCUUCCUUUUUGGUGGCGUAACUGUUGUUCCAGCAACAACAUCCUUCUCUGAAUCCACUGAGCGGAGUGGGCGAACAUGGGCAACGGUGGAAGGAAUUGGAGCAGGCAACUCAUUGGGUAGUGAGGUGCCCGAUCUCCUCCUAGUAGAUUCCAUAGAUAGAUACGAUGUCUGGCGAGAUGAGUGGAGCACUGUGGGACGCUCACGAUACCCGCGACAAAUGUCCUCUGUUGCCGUUGUUUCUCCUGUGUCCGUGACUGAGGAUUCUCCCUCUGAAAUGGUCGAAGGGCGAGGAUCAGGCAUCCAUGCGCAUACUCCAUGCCACACAGUUGUGGAGUUGGGUGGCACUCUCGAUGUGCAAUCAGACCUGGUAUCUGAAAAGAUGGCCAUCUAUCACAUCAGGCCCAACCUCUCUGUUGACUCGGCGGAUGACUAUAUUGUCCUCCUGCGACCAGUGCGCUACGCCAAGUGCGUCACCAAUCAGUCAGGAAGAUUGGUGUACAUAUUCUGGGAGGCGAGCGGUGAACUUUCGGUGCUUGAUUUCCAUCGUCAGUCGUUGCGUACCCUGCGGCCUCUUACAGAGACAGGGCGCUCAGAUGGCGGAUACUGCGCUGCCCACUGCGGCUGUGCAUGGGUAGAUGGGCGCCUUUACGUCGUUGGUGGGUUCAGCGCCUUCCUGGGUGCCAACCAAAAGCGUCCCAUUGCUCCUCGGCACUCCGUCCACUGCUACGAUCCUGGCACGGAUACCUGGUCAGCUCUUAAGUGUCAUCUACUCGCUGCCUAUAGUAUUUCCUGGUCGGAGGUUUCAAUGUUCAAAGAUGAACGAGUGACUUUGGCACGGGCGAUUUGUAGCUGCGUUGCCUUGGAGAUGUGA
Hydatigera taeniaeformis is the source of this 2100-nucleotide messenger RNA. The record is from the annotation of a GenBank genome assembly. Lineage: Eukaryota; Metazoa; Platyhelminthes; Cestoda; Cyclophyllidea; Taeniidae.